Molecule: messenger RNA, 827 nt
Organism: Tribolium castaneum (red flour beetle)
Lineage: Eukaryota; Metazoa; Arthropoda; Insecta; Coleoptera; Tenebrionidae
Exons: 3
Coding region: 94-789 (231 amino acids)
Biological process (GO): cristae formation
Cellular component (GO): mitochondrial crista junction; MICOS complex
Source: RefSeq, a predicted model, not a curated record
UUGCUUUGGAAAACUUCAAUUUUUCAUCUAUUUUUCAUGACAUGUGUACAUCGUUAAGCAAAACUGUCAAAUUUGGUUAAAACUAAUUCAAAGAUGUCUAAAUCUCGUGUUUGCCCCGAUAAAACUAUCAACGCAGAGAAGGAAACUUGCGCCAAAAAGACAAACCUCCUAAUCUAUGAGCGCGAAAAGGGAGAAGCUUGCAAACCACCAAAAACCUACAUACCUCCGAUAUCCAGCCCUCAAGUCAAGCGAAUUAAAAUAUGUACGGGGGCCGAACUGAAAAAGAUGUGUGCACCACCUCCAUGCCCCUGCCCCCCCAAAAUCCCAAGACCCACUUUGCUACAAAGACUAGGAAAACUGCUAGGUCUGGGCGCGAAAAGUCUGGUGGCUUUAGGGGCCGUUUAUGUGACCUACGAUAUGGGAAUUUGGGGAGACUCCAAGACCACGGGAGAGCUCUACAAAAACGUGUGCAAUGCCAUUUUGCCCAAUAUUAUAGAACCGGCGAAGGAAAAACCACUGACGUCGUCGUGCAAAGCGGAAUUGGAACUAUUUAAUGCGUUCGAGAAAGACCCGUACUGUUGCGACAAGUUCCCGAUUGAUUCGGAAAGCAGCGCUUAUGAGGUACAACAGAAGUGGAACAAGAUUGUCACGAAGACGUUUUCAGCGAUUGCAGGAUUUCCGGCCACCGUCAGGAAUUGGUCACACCAGGUUUACUGUAAAAUGGUCGAUGCGGAAAGCUGUAAGGUGGCGCAGGACGAUGGAGAAGAGGAAUGUUGCCCUUGUGACUAAAUUAAAAAAAAGGUUUUGAAUAAAAUAUUUGCAACUCA